UUUUCUGUUCCUCGCACGAUGUCUACGGCAGUUCUAAACGGUUGCUGCUUCUUAUCCUCCCUCGCCAACGGCUCCAAGUCCCGCACUACUAUUUUAGCCUCCUCUUCCCCUCUCACAAACCCUAAUCCUUCCUCUUCGAGCUCAUCUCCGCUCCCAUUGGUUUUCGCAAGCCCCCAUCUUGUCCGUAACGCUCCCGUUCUCGCUACUCCGUCUACCCUCGCCACCUCCGUGGAAAUGGAGUCCGUCCAACGGCUGAAAUCAGGGUUCGAGCAGUUUAAGAAGGAAGUUUAUGAGAAGAAGUCCGAGGUGUUUAAGCAGCUUGCCGAAGGCCAGAGUCCAAAGUUUCUGGUGUUUGCGUGUUCGGAUUCACGCGUAUGUCCAUCGGUACUGUUCAACUUUCAACCUGGUGAGGCUUUUACCAUCCGCAAUAUAGCUAACAUGGUCCCACCCUACGACAAGGUAUCAUCACUAAUCUUAUAUGAAGUAUUUGCAUUUCAGGUGGAGAAUAUUAUUGUUAUUGGUCAUAGUCGUUGUGGAGGCAUCAAAGCGCUCCUCUCUAUUAAAGACGAAGGUACCCUUGGCACUGACUUUAUAGAGGAUUGGGUCAAAAUCUGCUCUGCGGCAAAGGAAACGGUGAAGAAAGAACAUGCUGAUCUCCCCUUUGAAGAACAGUGCUCAAAGUUGGAGAAGAAAGCUGUCCAAGUUUCUCUGGAGAAUUUGAAGACUUACCCUUAUGUUAAGGAAGGUCUGGAGAAAAAGACCCUAGCUUUGUAUGGAGGAUAUUAUGAUUUUGUCAAUGGUACUUUCGAGACGUGGGAGGCUUGAAACCAUUAUCAUGGUGCUUCUCAGGUUUAAAACCUCGAGUAUUAUGUAAUAUUCGUGGAAACUUCAAUAAAUUUGUGUAUUUUGAGUUUAUGUGCAAGGGCUUUUUCACCAUUAUAACUAUUUAUGCGUGUGAAUGCUUGCCUCAUAGCUUAGAGGCAAAGAGCUUUAGCUCUCCAUGGGCAUUAAAGGUUUGAGCACCAACAUGAUGUAUGUGUAUGUGCAACAGUUUCAUCCUCUCAAUCAUUUAUUUUCGUGUC
Messenger RNA from Phalaenopsis equestris, 1082 nucleotides. Its product is annotated as carbonic anhydrase 2-like. Gene Ontology annotation, molecular function: carbonate dehydratase activity; zinc ion binding. The record is from RefSeq and is a predicted model, not a curated record. The transcript is spliced from 7 exons. Lineage: Eukaryota; Viridiplantae; Streptophyta; Magnoliopsida; Asparagales; Orchidaceae. Gene Ontology annotation, biological process: carbon utilization. Bases 19 to 825 code for a protein of 268 amino acids.